GCUGCUUCAAAAGUAAAAGGCUAAAAGCUUAAAGCUAAGCUUAAAGUAGCUGCCACUCUCUCAUGCACCUGCUCUCUUUCAGGGUAUCACUCUUCCACAUACUCUCUGAUGGCUACAACAGCACUUGGAGAAGAACACUCCCAAGCUCUAAAAUGCCAGACAUGGGUUCUGAAAGUAUCUAUCCACUGCCAAGGUUGCAAAAGGAAGGUCAAGAAAGUUCUGCUAGGAAUUGAUGGUGUUUAUGCAGCAACAGUUGAUUCACAGGAACAAAAAGUCACAGUUACAGGCAACAUUGAAGUGGAGACCUUGAUCAAGAAACUCAUCAGAACAGGCAAGCAUGCAGAGCUUUGGCCUGAAAAACUUCCCUCAAAGGAAAAAGUAUCUGCGAAAGCAAAGGCCAUGCACAAGCAAAAGAACCCAAAGAAAGACCAUGAUUUCAGUGAGAAUGAGAGGGAAAAAUCUGAUAAAGUUAGCGAAGAUGGAAUGAGUGAAAUGAAUAAAGAUGUCGUGAAGUCACCGGAAAAUUCUACCGACGGGGGUAUCGAGUUACCUGCGGUGAAGAACUCUGGAGGUGAAAACGAGAGUGGUGGGGGUAGGGGUGUCAAAAGCGAAGGUAAAAAGAAAAAAAGGAUAGGGCAGAAAGGUGAUAACGCCCGCAAUAAUUCAAAUUCAGGUGCAUUAUCUUCUGGUGCAGCUGCAGGUAUUGGAAAUCAAACUGAAGGUUUGGGAAUGGAUCAAGUAGUGGGCCCAAGUAAUCUCAGCCCAACACGUCAACAAUCAGUAGUUCCAUUCCCCCAAGGGUUCAUGAUUCCAGCACUGUAUGCAUCAAGUUACAGUGUGGCAUAUCCUAGGGAAGCUCCUGGUGCAUUGUAUUAUGUUCCAAUUCCAGUGUAUGCACAUCCAAGUAGAUAUAAUCAAGUGAAUCCACUGGACUCUCUCUACUAUUUCAGUGAUGACAACAUUAAUGGGUGUUUCAUCAUGUGAUCAGAUCAGAUGAAGAGAGAAGGGCAAGCAAUUUUGCACUUAAUGUGAUCAAAAUGGGAGGUUUCUUUUGGGUUUUUUAUAUAUGUGGGGUUUAUGGCUUUUUUUUGUUGGGGUGCAAGUGGUGAGCUUGUGCUUUUGUUCUUAAUGUCCUAAAGAAUGUGUCUGAUGAUGAAGGUUUUGUAUGAACAUGUAAAAAAUCCUGUGAUAUAAAAGCUUCAAAGUGUCAUGUGCUAUGCC
Manihot esculenta (cassava) is the source of this 1221-nucleotide messenger RNA. RefSeq names its product heavy metal-associated isoprenylated plant protein 35. The transcript is spliced from 3 exons. Gene Ontology annotation, molecular function: metal ion binding. The record is from RefSeq and is a predicted model, not a curated record. NCBI's taxonomy places the organism in Eukaryota, Viridiplantae, Streptophyta, Magnoliopsida, Malpighiales, Euphorbiaceae. The coding region runs from base 109 to 984 and encodes 291 amino acids.